AUGGCAUGGCGCGAAACCCGCGACGACGAAGUUCUGAUCAGACAUCACAGGAUUCCCGUCUCAUCUUCAAUCAUGUCACAAGUAUCAACAGAGUUCCAUAAGCUCUUCACCACUCAACACGGUUCGUUGCGAAAAUGGAUCGAGCUACCAAACGAAGAUCCUGUGGCGUUUGGUAUGAUAUGCGAGUCAGCUCAUGGCUCCUUCAUUCCGCAUGAUGACAUAUCGCUGCAGACGCUCGCCAACAUGACGGAUGCUAUCCAACGUUACAGGAUUCCCGCCACAUCUAGCGUGCAUCAUACCGCGGAAUUCAGCUUCGCCGUUCAUGCCUUCAGGCUAAGCACGCUUUCAACGAUCGAACUCCUUCAGCUCCUUGGCGUUGCGAAAGCCUUGGGCUCCGUCAGAUACAAUAAACUGCUCGAAGAUGUGUUUCUCCAGUAUCCACUUCAAUUUGAAGCAUUGCCCAUUGAGCAAAUCACUGGCAGUUGUGAAACCGAUCUUGCUAUACUGGCAAAUGUAAAACUACGGGGUGCAGCGUGCCGCGCACGAGUGGCAAGCACAAUGUUGAGUUCGCUGGACGGGGAUUGUAUUCUUCAUCUGCAAGAGAAAUGCGGCUUAGCUGUGUGGAUUCUGGAGGACAGUCUCAGCCUACAGGAGAUCAAUACUCGUCUUCGAAGCAUCAGGAACGCUGCAGAUAGUCUCAGGGAACAGCUCCUAAACGCCAGUGGGGCGAUCAUUGAAGCGACAGCAGACAUCAAUGACUAUUUCCGCACUACGAUCGGACAGGCGCAAAGAGUAGAAGAAGGUCACGGAAAGGAUGUUUUGGACGUGCACCACGAGGUAAAGCGCCUGGAGAUCCAGAUUGCGGAGAGCGGGCGGAUUUCAGGAGAUUCCUUCGUUAUUGAUAAUUCGUCCAGCGAUACUGAUUUCGAGGACAUUGAAGCCUACGCUGGGUCGCUGGGGGAUUGUUAUGAUGGCUUGCAGUUCGAUGACAGUGAGUCUGUAGUUUCUGCAAAGACUGUCUAA
Molecule: messenger RNA, 1023 nt
Organism: Pyrenophora tritici-repentis Pt-1C-BFP
Lineage: Eukaryota; Fungi; Ascomycota; Dothideomycetes; Pleosporales; Pleosporaceae
Product: BTB domain containing protein
Source: RefSeq, a predicted model, not a curated record